GAAAGUAGUCCAUUGCUGUCGGCCGGGAGGAACCCGAUAGAACCUUGUUCCUGUAGCAUUACACACUUUGUUCCUGGUUCGCACAGAUCUAAAUCCAGAUAAGCAGCAUCGAAGGAAAAAAAAUACCGAAACAGCGAAUGUGAAGUGGAAUGAAUUUGCGCAGAGCGCGGGCGGAGAAUAAAAAAGAAGGCAGUGAGCUGCUGCUUGUUCGUUAACCGUCAAGGCAAUAGGUGUGAUUAAGUCGCCAAAAGUGAGGUCAUAAAUUACCGCGCACCAGCUGAAAGUGAUUUAUCUGGUCUGGGCCGACUGACAUGCCGAUGCCCGGAAGAGGCGGUUGAAACCGCGGAAGAAAAAAAAAAGUUCUAGGGAGAAAAAAAACUUGAAACGUGUGUGUUUGCGUUUAUAUGGUCGUGAUCGUAAGCUAUUGGAUGUGAUCAACAUAUAUGAACGAGUCCUACCGGAUUCCGAGGCAAAGUGUUGAUCGUUGAAGGUGAUGUGAAGUGUUUCGCUAUAAAGUGAUAAAUAUUUAUGUUUGCGUUUGUUUUGCUGUGAUAAAUUGUCCCGAAGACUGCCAGCUGACGAGACAAGAUGGGAAUUUUUGGGGAAGAGUGGAGUCGGACGGAGAUCAUCACGACUUCGUCAUCGACUACCACCAAAACUAUCACCACACCUGCAAAGCUGUACGGCAAAGAUCUCGGCGCAUAUGACGACGUCGAUGUGGACGAACUUUUGGCGCAGCUUUCGCCGGAAGAGAUCACCCUCCUGGCCAAAGAGGUCGACCCGGACGAUUCCUUCCUGCCACCAAGCCAGAGAACCAACUACGAAUGUGACAAGGAAGCAACCGGUCCACUGGAUCGGAAAAAGCUGAUAGAACACAUCAACAAGCAGGCAAUGGAGACACCGGAUCGGCCCGAACUGGAACCAUUCGUGCCCGGGGUGGUUCGUGGUAAAAAGUGGAUCCCACCGCCACAGGAGCAAAGAAUGCAGGAAGCGGCAGAUCAGAUCGCGAUCGAUCUGGGUGAAGAGUACGAGCAUGCCCUGACGGAUGCUACUCAGGAGGAAAUUAUCGAUCUGGCUGCCAUCCUUGGGUUCCAUUCGAUGAUGAACCAGGACCAGUAUCAUGCCUCUUUGCUCAACAAGGGCCAGCCGGUGGGGCUGGGCUGGGACGGUAUUACAAAGUCGUCUAUACAGAAGAUUUUCCCGGCGGAGGCACCCAACAAUACCGAUCCGGAGGAGAUGAUUAAGAGAAUAAAGGACGACGACAGCAAGUUGGUCGAUGUGAACUUUAACAAUAUCAAGAACAUCUCCGACGUUCAGUUCGAGAAACUGAUCGAGGCACUGCAGAGCAACACCCACCUGGAAGUGCUCUCGUUGACCAACACAGGUCUAACGGACCGUACUGCCCUGCUGCUAGCGGCCGCCCUCGAGCGUAACCAUACCUUGCGGGUGUUGAACGUCGAGACGAACUUCAUCAGCCCGUCGGUGAUCGUAUCGCUGGUAAGAUCCCUGCUGACACAGAUGUCUAUCGAGGAGUUCCGGGCCUCCAAUCAGCGAUCACAAGUGCUGGGCAACAAAAUCGAGAUGGAGAUCACCGAUUUGGUGGAGAAAAAUACGACCCUGCUGCGGCUAGGUCUACACCUCGAGUUCAACGAUGCCCGUCACCGAGUGGCAGCCCAUCUGCAGCGUAACAUCGAUAGAAUUCGGAUCGAUAAGAAAGACGGUCGAUCGUCACGAGGUAGCUUUUACCGACCGCAUCACAUCGAGGAACGUAUGGACGAGCUGGAAGGUGUCGACGAGGAACCAGAGGAGGAGGAGGAAGAAGUGCGCGAGGUUCCACAGGACUACGAUGUUGAGGAGGAUCCGGACAAUAUAGUCAUCCGUCCGCCGCCCUCCGACGACGAGGAUAUUAAGAAAAGAUCUGUCGCAGCGUCUGCAGUUUAGAUUUUUCCAAAAUAUUCACAGAAAGCAGGCGACAAUGAUACAGUGAACUGGCGUAAGCUCGUAGAACAACAUACCGAGUGGCUAAGAACGUUAUCUAAUUAGAGUCGUGUUUUGUAUGAUUACCUUGUAAAACCUGCAGCCAAAAGCAAACAGCAAGAGUUUCAUGUAUUUUUAAUUGAAACAGAAGACCAGAAAGUUUCAUUGCUCGCAUCGUUUUUUUUUAAAUAAAUAUAUUUCUAUCUUCAUACCUAAUGAAGAUAAGAAAUUCAGAAGGGUAAAUAUUAUCAAAAUUUCGAGGUAGACAAAAAAGGUGGAAAUCAAACUUUACUACUACACUGAUUUUAAAUCAAAGCGAAAGAAAGUUUUCUUUGUUUCUUUGUUGAUGCCUUCUUCAAUGUGUAUACAGUGUUAUAAAUUAAACAGGAGGGUACGAAAAGAGAGAGAAAGAAACAACAGAAAUGGGAUACUUGUUGCAAUUAAAAACUUUUUUUUUGUUAUACUGCAAUUGUAAAAGUUAGUUAGCCGGUAGGACAAAAAAGCAGAGCUAUUAAAUUGAUAGGUUAAAGAAAGAGUAAGAGGGAGAGAGUAAGCAGCAUCAUCAUAUUUCAUCGUCGUCUCAGCAAGCAGCACUUAGCAACUGUCAACAAUCGACCGUUCCCGUGAACUACUGUGAACUUCUGCCACGGUCCCGCUAAUCAUCGUUUUAAGUCAUUUCUGUCGCCCUUAAAAAGUAUACCCACACACACACACGCCCGUCUGUCCCGAGUUUUUCAUGCUCUGAAAUGAAAUGCUAGAGUUCAGGCAAUCAUCGGAUGGGCCGAAUUCCGUUUCCCUUCGAAGGAGAUGGAAGUCGUCAUUGAUUGUAAACAAAAAGGAUGAAAAAUACGCCAAUCUCGCCUGAAUCAGCGCAAGUAAAUUUGAUCACUGCCGCACAUGUCGGACCGCGGCUACUUUGAUUGUACCAACAGCCGAUUUGCUGCAAAGUAAAACACACACACAUAUACAUAUUUAUUGCCAUCAGCAAAACAUUGAAACAGAAACAACAGCAACAUCAAACCAUCAACAAGCUACACUGCACAGCAUACUUUUGUUUGCCAAUGAUGUUUGUGUAACCGUUUAUUUGUUUGUGUGAGUUCCCUACAUAUGUGUGUCGCCUGUGUGUGCGUGUUCAUACGAUCUGUGUCUGCCGAUCGUGUAUCGUGUGAGUGUUUGCAAAACAUACUCAAACACAUUAAAUUCUAAACCAACACACCUACACUCCUUUCCAAAUCAAUACUACAAAACCGCAAAUGCUAUUCGAGUGUCUUCGUCUUGACUGUUUUGGUGUCGGUCCGACUUUGGCGACGGGAAGCAAACGGAAUCGUGUCGGAGGUGGAAAACAGGCCGUCAGCAGCGCAUGGGUCAUGGAAACAGAGCCAACACCGCCGGAUUCAUUCGAGGCUAAUGACCACCUUCGUCAUCGAUAAUAAUGAUUGUUCGUUCAAAGUAGACAGACAUUGAUCGUGUAUUUUGUUCCGUUUAUCAAACACGCAAAAAAAAAACAAUAAGAACACAGCAAGCAAAUUGUGGUCCCCAGUUUUGAACGGCUAAUUUUAACUUUUUGACAAAUUCCGAACAGGUGUAAGACAUUAAACAAACAUAAGUAAUGUACGGGAGGGGGCCCAAACAAAACAUCAGCCGACCGAUAAGAUGUGCAGCAAGCGACAACCCGUUCGACGCAAUGCCCGCUGAUUCAAAACAACGAUUUGUACGAAUUGUGAAACCCUUAUAGUUACACAUUUAAAUACGUUUUAUAGACCCUAUUAGAAUUAGAACAAGUUUACAUUUAUAGUAAUUACCAUUUAGGAGAGCCACACAGCCGGAGCAUAUUGGCGUAUAUUUUCAUCCUUAUCGUGUAGAGAUUAGAAACGAUGAUUACCUAAACUCUUUUAUUUAUACGAAUAUUCUAACUUUUAACGAAUAAAAAAACACAACCAACUUUUACUUUAUACUUUUAAUUAGUUGAUUAGUUUCAUUGUAAUUAUGAUAGAAACAACAUGAAAAUUGAAACAACCAAUUUUUGAACAAUCAAUUUGAACCGAAAAGAAAUACACUGCCUGGCAUGCUUUAAAGAAUAAAUUAAUAAAAAUGUGAUCGUCGCUUUAGCUAGAAAUUAGCUGCUAUUUCCCGGAAUUCAUGAAAAGCUUUUCCCAUCGCUCAUCACAAAAAUGUUAUUUAAAAAAGUGCAAAUAUAUAAGGUGUAAAAUUAA
This is a messenger RNA of Topomyia yanbarensis, 4190 nucleotides long. It is a transcript of the gene tmod, whose product is annotated as tropomodulin. The record is from RefSeq and is a predicted model, not a curated record. Gene Ontology annotation, biological process: pointed-end actin filament capping; myofibril assembly. Gene Ontology annotation, cellular component: myofibril. Gene Ontology annotation, molecular function: tropomyosin binding. Lineage: Eukaryota; Metazoa; Arthropoda; Insecta; Diptera; Culicidae. The transcript is spliced from 11 exons. Bases 589 to 1941 code for a protein of 450 amino acids.